Messenger RNA from Xiphophorus hellerii (green swordtail), 4962 nucleotides. RefSeq names its product large neutral amino acids transporter small subunit 4-like. Lineage: Eukaryota; Metazoa; Chordata; Actinopteri; Cyprinodontiformes; Poeciliidae. The transcript is spliced from 14 exons. Gene Ontology annotation, molecular function: neutral L-amino acid transmembrane transporter activity; L-amino acid transmembrane transporter activity. The coding region runs from base 272 to 1987 and encodes 571 amino acids. Gene Ontology annotation, biological process: transmembrane transport; neutral amino acid transport. The record is from RefSeq and is a predicted model, not a curated record.
UGUGCGGUGCCGCUGCAGCUGAUAUAAAAACAGCAGCAAUGAAAGAAGAACCAAAUUUACAGAAACCAAGUGAGAGAAGAAAAGCGAGCAGACAUCCCCGCAGGUGACUGUCCAUCCCUGCUUAGUCUGUUUGUCAGCGAGGGACGCCUGGAGCCGCGGAGACAGGGCUGAAGGAGCUGUCCCGCUUGUCCCAACCCGAGCAUCCCCGCGCUCAGGCACCUGCAGCCUCCCUUAGAUCAGGUCCGGUCAGUGUGCCUCCAGGCUAGCAGAAAUGGCUCCAACCCUCGCUACAGCUUUCAGACGCCGCUGGUGGAUGGCCGUCACGGCGGUCAUUGAAAACCUGCUCUUCUCUGCUGUGCUGCUCGGCUGGUCGUCCCUGCUCAUCAUGCUGAAGUAUGAGGGCUUCUAUUCCUACCUGUGCAAAGCUCCAGAAAACAGCUCCAACUUCAACAUCUCUAACUCAUCCCAGUCUGAGACUAACAGUGAGGCAGAGGAGUUCCUGCUGAUGAAUAACUGGCCUAUCUGCAAAGACCAGGAUGAGAUGCUGAAUCUGGCCUUCACUGUGGGCUCCUUCCUGCUGUCAGCCAUUACUCUGCCUCUGGGCAUUGUCAUGGACAAGUAUGGCCCGCGUAAGCUAAGACUUCUAGGAAGUGCCUGCUUCUCCUUGUCCUGCCUCCUAAUUGCUUAUGGUGCCAGCGAUCCUAACGGUCUUUCCAUCCUGAUCUUCUUUGCUCUGGCGAUGAACGGCUUUGGAGGCAUGUGUAUGACCUUUACCUCUCUGACGCUUCCCAACAUGUUUGGAGACCUGAGGUCAACCUUCAUCGCCCUGAUGAUUGGAUCCUAUGCUUCCUCUGCCGUCACGUUUCCUGGCAUCAAGGUGAUUUAUGAUCUAGGUGCCCCCUUCAUGUCUAUCCUGGUGGUUUGGGCCGGCUGCGCUGGCCUCGUCUUCCUCAACUGCUUCAUCAACUGGCCUCUUGAGCCUUUCCCAGGUCCAGAGGACAUGGACUUUACGGUAAAGAUCAAAUUCAGCUGGCUGGGCUUUGACCACAAGAUCACUGGGAAGCAGUUUUACCGGCAGGUGACCACGGUGGGCCGCCGACUCAGUGUGGGCAAUGCAAUAAAGCAGCCGCAGCAGCCGUCCACAGAUCUGUCAGCGCAGGAUGCCAACAAACUGUGCCUGUCCACCGUAGACCUGGAGGUGAACUGCAAGGGCAGCGAAGAGUCCCAGUCUUUCAUGAGGAGCAUCUUCAGUCCCAUCUUCUUGCUGAGCCUCAUCACCAUGUGCGUUACACAGCUAAGACUCAUCUUCUACAUGGGAGCCAUGAACACCAUCCUGGAGUCCCUUACAGACGGAGACCUGGACACAGUGAGUGUCUACACCUCCAUCUUUGGCGUGCUCCAGCUUCUGUGUUUGGUCACCUCUCCUGUGAUUGGCUACGUCAUGGACUGGAAGCUCAAAGACUGUGAGGAUGAGAACGACAAGACUGUCAAAAGUGAGCCCGGCCAGCCCCGGCGCCCAACCAAAAAGAUUCAGAAGAUUAUCAAUGCAACUAGAGCCUUCAUCUUCACCAACCUGCUGCUGGUUGGCUUCGGGGCCACAUGCAUCAUACCAAACCUCCCGCUUCAGAUUCUGUCCUUCGUCCUGCACACAAUAGUGAGAGGCUUCAUCCACUCUGCUGUUGGAGGCCUGUAUGCUGCUGUGUACCCAUCCUCUCAGUUUGGCAGCCUGACAGGCAUGCAGUCCCUGAUCAGCGCUCUGUUCGCUCUGCUGCAGCAGCCUCUCUUCAUGGCCAUGGUGGGACCCCUGGAGGGAGACCCUCUAUGGGUGAACGUGGGCCUGCUAGUGCUGAGCAUGCUGGGAUUCUGCCUGCCCUUCUACCUCCUGUGCCAUAGCCGCCACCUCCAGCGCCUACGAGAUGAGCACAACGACGACCCCAAGGUCUACUUGAAGAUGAACAACGGCAGCGCGCCGGAGGCCACCGUGUAGAAAGGAUGAAGACAUUUUUGUUUUUAUAAAUAAAUAAGGCACAGAGAGGAGGAUGAACAUGUGGCAAACCUGUACACGGACACAUAUAUUGAACUGGUGAUUCUGCACGCGUGAACACUGUGAUGACUAGUUUCACUUUCUGUGAUGCUCUGUGAUAAAGCCAACACAAACUCAAACACUGCGGGGAGAUGACAGUUCCUCCAAUCAUGAUCCAAAACUGACUAAAAAGGGAGAGAAAAGACAGUUCACUUCUCCCUUAAUCACUCCUCUUCCUUCUUCUUCUCACUCCUGCCAUUCUGUAUUCAAAAGCACAGAAAAUGGCAGCUGACUGCAAUCAAGUGUGGAUCUGAAUUUAACCAGCAGGGGGCAGUGCAUUCCUGCUCACUUACUCAGCUUUGUUUGAGUAACACGCACACGCCUGCACACACACACAAAGAAAUUUGAGCAGCGUUCUCUGCGCUGUCAUCUCCACUUCCUCCUGUUGGACUCAGCAGAAACCCAAAAUGCAACAACUUUGAGAUCAGUACACAACACACUGAUAAGUCACUGAGGAAACACAGCAGCCCCUGUGUCUGUGUUAUACUGUUAAUGCAUGAUCCCAGUGACAGUGUUGAUCCUUUGUUUAUGUUUUACUCAGCCUCCUGAGCAGGAAAACAGAUCUACACACAACUUGUGUUUGACAAACCUGUCAGCUCUUGUGUUAGUUUAGAUAAGGGUCUCUGUGUGACGUUCAAUCAUGAUCCAGUAAUAUGAAGGAAUGUUUAGAGCAGAUAGACAGCACAUUUUUUAAACAUCGGAGUAGUGUCCAUACACAAUGAAAUUAUACUGUAGUAUUUGUUCAUCUCAGCAAUAAGCAUUUCAGUUCAGUGGUGGGCGCUGGACAUUCAUCCAAAUAUACGUGUUCAUUUCACUAAGUCUAUUCCUACACUGUGGACGGUGCUAGUUAGAAUACCAGAAAUGUGUUUGUGUUUCACAGUGUAGCUGAGGUAGUCAUACUGCAAACAAACAAAUCAAAUAUCCAUUUUUUUCCUUCACAGGUUGAUUUCCAAAGAGUUAGUGUAGCUGUGGUUUCAUGUAGCGUUUGCUUUCUGUUUCGUAUGCAUUUCAUGGUGAUUUCACAACGUAAAACCUGAUGUACAGCAUCAGCAGCUCAGGGAAGCUUGACUCCUUGUCAUAAACCUGGGAACAGAAAUUCGCUUGAUGUUAACUAGGCAUGGGCUGGUAUGAGAUUCUCAUAGUGUGGUAACCUAACACAAUUUCACAGUAUUUGCAAAAAUAUUUAGCACAAAAUUGUAUUACAUGGCCAAAAUUAUUAUUAUGUUGAAUACACAACCACAACAUUUAGUUUUUAUGUUAGGAUAUUAUAAUAUUGUUUUAUGUUUCUGCUCUUAAAAGACAAGUAUAAGAGCUGAUAGCUGGUUAGUUCAGCUGUCAGCUCUGGUAGCUAGCCUGCAGUCUGCUUCUGCACACUCGUAGCUCUCCAACUAGAUUUAAAACAGCGUUACCUUAAUAAGAACAAUGGGUGGUACUUCUUUAGUGAGUGUUUUCUCAUUACAAGUACUUAAAUAAACAUUGUGAAUUACUUUUACUGUUUUAAAACCUUUGUAAUAGCAACAGGCCUCUUCCUAAAGGAGAAAACCAUAAUGAUUCAUUGUUCUCAGAGAAAAAAGCUGAAUGUAAUAAGCUCAAACACAGACAAGAAAGACUCUUUGUCUUUUAGAGAGACAAAUAAAACAGAAGCAUGGAGUGCUGGAUAUUAUUCAGUCUGCUGACUGUAAAUGCCACACAGUGAAGCUUGUCAUAAGGUGAAAACAGGCAGGAAGACUCUCUUUCCUUCCAUCUGUAAAAUUGUCUGAUAAUCACUUUCAGCUGCCCCCGUCUGAAAACACAACCUAAAUUGUUUACAGGUGCCCGAACUGAGAGAUGACACUCUGCUGCCUUCACGUACUCCCAGCGACAGACUUUCAGUGAGGAUAAAAAAAAAAAGCACAUAAUGCACUUUAAAAUGUCUAAAAUGGACCUUAUUUGCAUAUUCCUGCACAGCUUGUUGUUGUUUCUAACACACGACUCCUUAAUGGUGGUGCACAGUGGAAAGAAUGUAAACCCAGGGCUUUUGGAUGUAGAUUUGUUCAUGCUGUGAAAGCUAAAAGAUGUUUUUUUUUUUUUUAUAAUCAGAAAAAAAAGAGGCGUUGCUUCACAUUUGGCCUUUAUUCACACAGAAGGUGCAGCAGAGUCUUGUCUCUCAGUUCACAAUCCAUUCCUUUUAGACAGAAUGUACUCUUAUUUUACUAAAAGAAUUGCCCAAAUAUUUUUUUAAAAUCAGACAUUUUAAAUUGAAAUACCCACUUUGUCCUUCACUCAGAUCUAAUUUUGAUAACACUUCCUCUCCUUCCUUAAAUAAUUUGGGGUUGUUAUGAAAAAGAAGCUCAGAGGCAGGAAUUUGGGUUAAAGUGUUCUGUUUCCGAGUUCCUGGUAAUAUAUCAGCAGUACUUACAGGAAAGUCAUCUAACAUUGCUACCAAUGUGAGACCUGAGCCUGUACUGAACAAGCGAUGAGAAAAUGGAAAUGGAGUCACUGACUUCUUUAGAUUACUCACCUCGUUCCCCAAAGCGAUUUUGUGUAUUCUUGUUCAUUUCAGUGGAUUGUUUUGUUUUCUGAUAAUGAAUUUUGGGUGUUAGCUUUUAACAGUUAUGUAUGUGUGAUGCGUAAAAGUGGGGAUAUAAGAGGAAAAAAACAUAUACCUUUUUUUCUCCACUUGACAUUUUGUAUUUUUUUCCUAUAGUGUCUUACUGUCUUUACUUUUUUUCCCAUUCUGAUUUUACAGGAUUGUGCAUUUCCAUGAUAUUUUACCUUGUAUGACUUUUUUUUGUCUUUUCCACAGUAUAACUAUUGUCAGUGACUUUUCAAAAUAUGUUCUUUCAACUGAAAGAAAAACAAAGUUUGAAUAUAUGAAAUUAAAUAAACAAUCAUUUGUA